CUGGUCGCACGUUUUCCCUUAGCGCGAAUUAAACAAACUCGACAUUCGUCACUCGACAAAUACGGUCGAAGAGUUAGCCGACAGUCUCGUAUUGUUGUGCCAUCGUAGCUUUGGCAAAACGGUUUAGCGGUGUAUCAUCAUAAUUGCGGCAGUCGAUUCGGAAGUGUGUGUAACGUGUUUCGUGUAUUUCCGUUAUUUUGCGACAUUUCAGUUUUGUGCUGUCGUUUUAAGCUACGAACAUCAAACUGUACGGAAGGAAUUGGGAUCUUUCGAGUUUUUGUUAAUGUGAAUAAAAUUAACUUGUGAAGCCUAGAAAGUCUAUAAAUUGUAGAUACACAUACAAACGCGUAUGAAAAGUAGUGGUAAAUUGUUGGUGUCUGUUGUCGAAGUGCCCGGUGCUUGCGGAAGCGUGUUACAUUUUCAGCAGCCCGUCAGUGUCGGGAAAUCUGUGCCACUUACCCGAAAGUGAGACGUUUGACGCGUGGCCUGAAAAGAUGAAAACAAAAAGUGGCUGCAACGAGUUAAGAUAUUCAUAAAGUGUUUGAAUUCAAGCAUUUGGGCACUUGAACCACUAGAAGAUUUUAAACAUUUUUGCUAUAUAAAAAGGCGCCUAAAUGCAAUUUUACUGAUUCACAAAGCGCAUAAAUUACAUUUGCCAACGGAACGUUGCAACUAAUUUGAACUUUCACAUCGAAAUAACGAAGGUCGUACACGUCGAAAAUGCUGUUGCCAGGCAGAAAUGUUCACACCUCACCGACUUCAAUGACACGCCUUCUGCUGCUGAAAUUCCUUCUAAGCGCUGCCUUUUCGGCCCACUUUGUUGCAACGGAAAUCGCCUCUGCCGCUGGCGACUCAACUGGCGUGCAGGCUAAUAGUUUGGCGCGGCGUGUGUUUAGCACCGACAGCGGAGGCAGCGUUUGUUCCGUACGCAAAUUUCAGGCGAUGGCCAAAGCUAUCGAUGAUGUGGAGGACUUGGAAUUGGAUGUGCCUGUUAACAUCGCUUUUGACAGUCAUCAGAAAAAACGGUUUUUGCUGCAAUUCAAUAGCUCGGCGCCGCUUACCAUUAAUUUCUCGCAGCAGGUCGUACGCAAGAUAUUCUUCAAUCAAACAAUAAAUUUAUCGCGUUCACUUAAAUCAGAUCAACGCAUGGUAGUGCUGCCCUGUGCGCUGCGCGGUCAAUAUGAUAUUUUCGUGCAAGCCCGGCAGCGAGGCUCAAUUAAAAUCGAAGCUCAUGCAGCACAUCCGCAGUCCAGUUGGCCGUUACUUAAUCGAACGCAUCACAUUCGCAUUCGCACACAAAAUCUGGUGCGUAAACGCCAAAUGAUUGUGAAGUGGGACAAGAGCAAAUUCGAUUUUCAUGCAGUACACUACUGCCUGAUUGUGAACACACAUCAACGCCAAUUGAACUUCUGUAACGCCGUCGAUGACUACUUUGCAAGUGCGGCUGGGCGAGUGAAUGUCGGCGCACCAGGCAGCUGCUAUCCUGGCUCAUUGGUGGACUACAUCUGGUUGAAACCACCGGAGCGUGCUAAGAAAAUUGAUCCACGCAUCAUCAACAUUAUCUGUACGGGCGCUCACACUCAGCAACUGUUGCGAGGAGUGCUGCCGAAUCGUACUUACUACUUGGACGUUUUCGGAGUACAUACUCGACGGCAAAACUUGACUUUCCACAUUGCUUCUGCGCAAGUCGAGUACAAUCGUACGCAUCCGCUUUCUCUGAGUGACGAUAUGUUGAGCAUGAAGAAGAUAUCCGGAUUGAAUGGCAUACAAGUCUUCAGUUUUAAGGUUCCUGGUAGAAAAAUUAAUUCAAUCUACAGACAAUUCAACAGGCAACUACGGUAUCUUAUUGUGCCAUGUGGUGGCAGCGAAAUUGAUAUAAAAAUACUUUUAAAGCGACAAGUUAUGGGCAAUGCGACGGGUAUAUAUAGGCCCACAUAUAUACGACUCUCAGAAGUACAUAAAGGCCAGCGGUAUAUAGCACGUUUCACGCCCAGCAACGAAGACGAAAUGCUGCGGGCGCACAAAGUAGGACUCGCUGUCACAACCACCGGCAUCUUUCAACAUCUACCCGAGCUGCCCGACAAUAUAACGGUUUUCGAGGUGAGCACCCGCUGCUCCUUAGCCACCAUUGCAUGGUACAGUUCGCCGGACAGUCGAACAAUAAGGUACUGCAUAAUUGUGUUCAAUUUACCGCAGCGCAAUCGUAGCUCCAUUGAUUAUACGAACUACUGCCUAGACUUUGGAAAGCGUGUGGUGCAGCAUCCACUAUUCCAAUCCAUUAAAUGCAUUGAGCGCUCAAAAAGUUCUCCCUUCGAAACACAUACAAUAUUUAAUCUGACGCCAGGUGAAACUUAUCUCAUCUACGUUACUGCCAAUCUGAAUGAAGGCCGGCCACUGCCAUACCAGUCAUUGCGGAUCACAACGGGUCAUCAAUGCAGCAACGAACUGCUCGAAUCACGAGAAUCAACACCAUACUAUUGAACUUUCUCUGAAUUUGCUGCUUUAAAGGAAAUCCACAAUUUUGGAGGAUCUCUAGCUUGUGCCGUGAAGGCAUAGUGACAGUGCACACUGUUUCUGGUGCCUUCGAAUGGAUUUGUAUUGAAAUCGUUUUUAGCUUUUGGCAAAUUAAAUUCAUUAGUAAAUGAAGAGUAAAGGAAGCCAGAUGAAAGUGUCAAAUUUAUGCUUGUAAAAUAUAUACCACCUACAUAUAAUAUUAAACCUACCUAAUUGAUAUACAGACAAUGUUGUUGCCAGUUCAAUAAGCUAAGCGCAAAAAGACUUAAGCCUUCGCUAAUGAAAAACAACACAGAAUAUGGUUGUUAUAGUAGAGCAAGGUAAAAAAAGUGAUGGGUGUUGCUUAUAUACAUAUUUAUGCAAUUACA
Messenger RNA from Ceratitis capitata (Mediterranean fruit fly), 2882 nucleotides. RefSeq lists its product as uncharacterized. The record is from RefSeq and is a predicted model, not a curated record. The transcript has 10 exons. Gene Ontology annotation, molecular function: protein binding. Lineage: Eukaryota; Metazoa; Arthropoda; Insecta; Diptera; Tephritidae. Bases 721 to 2481 code for a protein of 586 amino acids.